This is a messenger RNA of Zalophus californianus (California sea lion), 2666 nucleotides long. It is a transcript of the gene HIGD1B, whose product is annotated as HIG1 hypoxia inducible domain family member 1B. The record is from RefSeq and is a predicted model, not a curated record. Bases 1781 to 2080 code for a protein of 99 amino acids. The transcript is spliced from 4 exons. Lineage: Eukaryota; Metazoa; Chordata; Mammalia; Carnivora; Otariidae. Gene Ontology annotation, cellular component: mitochondrion. Gene Ontology annotation, biological process: mitochondrial respirasome assembly.
UCGUGCUCUCUCUCAUUCUCUCUCUCUCAGAUAAAUAAAUAAAAUCUUAAAAAACAAAACAAACAAACAAAAAAACCCCAAGAAGGUUCUUUCCUCCUCUUCUCUGAAUCCAAGGUGCCACACUUGAUUAGCAUUCCUAAGCUUCAGCCUGGAUGGAGAGGUUCUGCUUGGCCAGCCUAUGGGAAGCAGUCUACAAGUACAAACUCUGGAGCCAGUCAGACCUAGAUUCAGAUGACACUGCCAUUUACUAGCUGUACACCCCUGGAUAAGUCUUUUAGCCUCUCAGAAGCUCAGUUUCCGGUCUAUGAACAAACUACUAAUUACUGUAUAGAACAAUUGAAAAGCCUGAAAUGUAAAUACCUCAAAUUAGGUGAUAAUGAAGGUCAAUUGUCAUCUCUGUCCUGAAUGAGCAUGAGUGAGCAUCUCACCCCUGUAGGCAGUAUAAGGAGCACUGGAGAUGUGAGGAAGUCCUAGUGGUUAUAAACUGGAUGCAUCUCCUUGGUCCAGAAAGCAUUCUUGAAAGGAUCAAGACCGCAAUUGGGAAUAGGGUCAUUUUAUUUACAUCCCACAUUGUUCGUGUUUGAAGCAGUAUAGCUUGCGGGAGAACAGAGGAUCUCUCUCGUUUCUUGCCUCUGUAUUUCCAGCUCAGUUCUCCGUAGCAAGUCCCUGUUCUGAUCCAGCCCCUUACAUCCAUGAGAAUUAACAGACUGAAUCUAGUUAAGGGCUCCCGCCAUCUGAUCUUUCAUUACUUUCCGGUGCUUGGAGCUUUGGCCUGGAACUCAGCAAAUGGGGGGUUAAGACUGAUGCCCUGGCCUAUCUCCUCCCCUCUCCAUUCCUGACUUCAAAGUCCCCAUUAAAGCUUGCUUCCCUGACCCUACAGUGGCAGCUCCAUCAUCAGCUCCUGGCCGGUUCAAAACAGCAGAUGCUGAGCCCUGGCCGGACUGCUCGCACUCUACUUUCUAGCCAUCUCCUAGGGUAAGCAACAGCAUGCUGAGAACCUGUGGGGCUGACAGUCCUUGCUCCUCCAGGAGAGAAGAAGCAACUAAGAACAGAGGUCACCUCAUGUAGGGAGUCUGUCUUACGGUCGGACCUAAAAGGCACCGCGUAGGCAGAAGCCCUGGUCUAUGGACCAGGACUCUGGGGUUCCGUCUAGUUUGUGAUCAGAGCAGAUGUUUACUGGGGUUAGCAAGUAGAGCAAUAGGGGUCACCUGCCCAGAGAGGGAGGCAGGGGUUCGGCAAUGGCAAAGAACCUGGCAAGAGAUGGAAAUGUGAGCAGUUCAGGGACCAGAAUUAGUUCCAUUAGUACUAAUGUCCAAAAUCUAUGCUAAAUUAUUCACAAAUCAAUCUUUGGCUCCGGUGAUUCAGUAACCAGAGCUGGGACACUGGGUUGGCUCUGGCUCUCUGGGGCCAGAUCCUUUUCUGUAGCUCCCUCAGGGAACUGUCACAGAUUCAAGGCCAGUGGGGUGCCCAAGCCUCAAGGCCUGUUCCUCCCACCCUCAUCUGUGGAUUUUUCCAGCUGCUUUUCUUGACCCAAGGAUCACAUAGGGAUACAGAUGGAAGGGGGGGAGGGGGAGCAGGGAAAACAAUGAAGUCAGAAUGAGAUGGGGAAGAGGCAAACGUUAGAAAGAGAUGGGAGAGAAAAAAAAAAAAAGAAAGAAAGAGAUGGGAGAAAUGGCACUAGUGGUCCAGCCAUCUGAGACAGGACACUUGGGACAACUUUUCAAGUAGCAGGACUGUGCUGAAGCCUCAGAGCCCCAGCUGAUAACCCUGGGGCCAGAUCAUGUCUGCUAACAAAGGCUGGUGGGUACCACCUGAGGGCGAAGACAGUGUGUCUCAGAAGUUCCUGAGGAAGACCAGGGAGUCUCCGCUGGUGCCUGUAGGCUUAGGAGGCUGCCUGGCAGUGGCAGCCUACCGGAUUUAUCGGCUUAAGGCCCGUGGUUCCACCAAGAUGUCCAUACACCUGAUUCACACCCGAGUGGCAGCGCAGGCUUGUGCCGUGGGUGCAGUCAUGCUAGGUGCUGUGUACACGAUGUUUAGAGAUUACAUCAAGAGAACAGCACAGGAUCCCAGGGAGAAGUAGGACUCUGUAGAGCCUGGGGCCACCAGAGCCUCCUCCACCAAUCCCUGGUACGUUCCUAAUAAAGCCGUUUUGAGGAAAAUCACGUCUCUUCUUCACAUGGAGGACAGCAGAGAAAAGGACCAGUAGCGGGGUGGGUGGGUGGGUGUUAGUUUUAGAGAAAGGGCUAGAAAUCAGAGUUCUGGCCCCCAGCUCCAGGGCAAGGGAGGUUCUCCAGAGGCAACAGCUUCUGGUUCCAAAAGCCUAACACCUCCAAGGCCAGCCCAGGUCCCACCCAGCAGCAGCAGAGUAGAGAGGCAGGAAGGUGGAGGCAAGAAAGUGGCCUCAACGUUCAUGGGAGCACUGAAUUGAGAGGCAGGCAUCCCUCCCAUCACAGGCUGCUGCCCUGGGGACCCAGGCAGGAAGACUGCAGCUGGGAGAAGAGACACAGGAGACAACAUAUAUUCAGGACCCAAGUGCCAGGGCCAGACUGUGUUGGAGGGAAGGGGACAGGGGUGGGGAUGAAAGGAACAGAGCAAGGCAGAGGUCAGAAUGUUCUGUUCACUUAAAAACCAUGUCUAAGGUCAAACUUGUAAAAAAAAAAAAAAAA